Catharus ustulatus (Swainson's thrush) is the source of this 6119-nucleotide messenger RNA. RefSeq names its product SMAD specific E3 ubiquitin protein ligase 2 (gene SMURF2). Gene Ontology annotation, biological process: negative regulation of BMP signaling pathway; ubiquitin-dependent protein catabolic process. Lineage: Eukaryota; Metazoa; Chordata; Aves; Passeriformes; Turdidae. Gene Ontology annotation, molecular function: protein binding; ubiquitin protein ligase activity. The transcript has 20 exons. The coding region runs from base 333 to 2624 and encodes 763 amino acids. The record is from RefSeq and is a predicted model, not a curated record.
GGCAGGGCCUCCCCGGGGCAGGAGGGAGGGACGGAGCGAGAGCAGCCGAGGCGAGCCCGCCGCCAGCCCGUCCGUCCGUGCGGCUCCGUCCCGGCUUUGUUGUGCUCGGGCCCGGGGGCGGGGAAGCGGAGGGAAGCGGAGGGAAGCGGGGAAGGCUCCGCUCCUCCUCCGCGGCCCCGGCCCCGCUCAUGGCGACGCUGGGCACAUCCGGGCCUCUCCUCCUUCUCCUCCUCCUCCGGCGGCCGCCGCUGCCCUGAGCGCCCGGCCCGGCUCCAUUCGCGCCUCCCCCGAGCCCUUGGCGGAGCAGCGGCGGGGGAGCCCCGGCCGGGGCCAUGUCCAACCCGGGGGCCCGGCGGAACGGGCCCGUCAAGCUGCGGCUGACAGUACUGUGUGCAAAAAACUUGGUGAAAAAGGACUUUUUCCGACUUCCUGAUCCCUUUGCUAAGGUUGUGGUGGAUGGAUCUGGCCAAUGCCAUUCUACAGAUACUGUGAAGAAUACACUUGAUCCCAAAUGGAAUCAGCAUUAUGACCUCAACAAGGAAAACUGGAAAAUUCAAGACAGAUAUAUUGGGAAGUCGGAUUCAAUAACAAUCAGCGUGUGGAAUCACAAGAAAAUUCAUAAAAAGCAGGGAGCUGGUUUUCUGGGUUGUGUGAGACUUCUUUCAAAUGCAAUCAACCGCCUUAAAGACACUGGUUAUCAGAGGUUGGAUCUGUGCAAGCUUGGGCCAAAUGACAAUGAUACUGUUAGAGGACAGAUAGUAGUCAGUCUUCAGUCCAGAGACCGAAUAGGCACAGGAGGACAAGUUGUGGACUGCAGUCGGUUAUUCGAUAACGAUUUGCCGGAUGGGUGGGAGGAGCGCAGGACUGCUUCUGGAAGGAUCCAGUAUUUAAACCACAUCACACGCACAACUCAGUGGGAGCGACCGACACGGCCAGCAUCCGAGUACUCGAGCCCAGGGAGGCCCCUGAGCUGCUUUGUGGACGAGAACACUCCGAUCAGCGGCACCAACGGCGCGUCCUGCGGGCAGGCGGCGGAUCCGCGGCUGGCCGAGAGGAGGGUCCGCUCCCAGAGGCACAGGAACUACAUGAGCAGGACACACCUGCACACUCCUCCUGACCUGCCUGAGGGAUAUGAGCAAAGGACAACUCAGCAAGGUCAGGUCUAUUUUCUGCAUACUCAAACUGGUGUCAGCACGUGGCACGAUCCAAGAGUACCUAGGGAUCUUAGCAACAUCAAUUGUGAAGAGCUUGGUCCACUGCCUCCUGGAUGGGAGAUCCGAAAUACAGCAACAGGCAGGGUUUAUUUUGUUGACCAUAACAACAGAACGACGCAGUUCACGGACCCGCGGCUCUCUGCAAACCUGCACUUGGUGCUGAACCGGCAGAACCAGCUGAAGGACCAGCAGCAGCAGCAGCAGCAGCAGGUGGUGUCCCUGUGCCAGCUCCCGGACGAGGCCGAGUGCCUGACGGUGCCGCGCUACAAGCGGGACCUGGUGCAGAAGCUCAAGAUCCUGCGGCAGGAGCUGUCCCAGCAGCAGCCUCAGGCUGGCCACUGUCGCAUCGAGGUCUCCAGGGAGGAGAUUUUUGAGGAAUCCUACAGGCAAGUCAUGAAGAUGAGGCCAAAAGACUUGUGGAAACGAUUAAUGAUAAAAUUUCGUGGGGAGGAAGGCCUUGAUUAUGGAGGUGUUGCCAGGGAGUGGCUGUACCUGCUGUCCCAUGAAAUGUUGAAUCCAUACUAUGGGCUCUUCCAGUACUCCCGGGAUGACAUCUACACCCUGCAGAUCAACCCCGACUCCGCCGUCAACCCGGAGCACUUGUCCUAUUUCCACUUUGUGGGCCGGAUCAUGGGCAUGGCUGUGUUCCACGGGCACUACAUCGACGGCGGCUUCACGUUGCCUUUCUACAAGCAGUUGCUUGGGAAGCCAAUUACUUUGGAUGACAUGGAAUUGGUUGACCCUGAUCUCCAUAACAGCUUAGUCUGGAUACUUGAGAACGACAUCACCGGGGUCCUGGACCACACGUUCUGUGUGGAGCACAAUGCCUACGGGGAGAUCAUUCAGCAUGAGCUGAAACCCAAUGGCAAAAGCAUCCCUGUGACAGAGGAGAACAAAAAGGAAUAUGUCAGACUUUAUGUGAACUGGCGGUUUUUACGAGGAAUUGAAGCUCAGUUCCUGGCGCUCCAAAAGGGAUUUAAUGAAGUAAUCCCACAACAUCUGCUGAAAACAUUUGAUGAGAAGGAGUUAGAGCUCAUCAUUUGUGGACUGGGAAAAAUUGAUGUUAACGACUGGAAGGCAAAUACCAGGUUAAAACACUGUACCCCGGACAGCAACAUCGUGAAAUGGUUCUGGAAAGCUGUGGAGCUCUUCGACGAGGAGAGGAGGGCGCGGCUGCUCCAGUUCGUGACCGGCUCCUCCCGGGUGCCUCUGCAGGGCUUCAAGGCACUGCAAGGUGCUGCAGGCCCACGACUCUUCACAAUACACCAGAUUGAUGCCAGCACUAAUAAUUUGCCGAAGGCUCAUACCUGCUUCAACAGGAUCGACAUUCCCGCGUACGAGAGCUACGAGAAGCUCUACGAGAAGCUGCUCACGGCCAUCGAGGAGACCUGUGGCUUUGCUGUGGAAUGACCCUCCCAGCCUCUCCCAGACUCUAUUUAUACUCCUGUCAGCCAGAAAGCCCUUCCUUCCCUCAGCCAAGACUCAAGAAAUGCUUGAAAUACAGGAAACUUUCCCUUUUCUACACUAGGACACUGGGAGGGAAAGGACAACUUUUGGAUUUUUUUUUUUAAAGUUUUUUAAUUUUUUAUUUCAAGAAAAUAGGUUCUGUGGUUCCUGCCAUAGGAUCAUUCAGCUGCUAUUAAAAACUAAUAUCUUGAACAUACAGAAUGCUGACUUUUCCUACAUUUCAACAGUUAAGCAGUAUUCUAUACUUAAAGACUACUACUAUUUUUGUAAGAGGUAAUCUAUUAUAUUUGCCUACCUGAUUUCUAUUCUCAGAUACCAAGACACAACUUCAGCAGUCGGUACAAGUCACGUUUCAGCCUGUUUUAAAUGUAUGAUACUGAACAGCAUUUAUACCUGCUAUUUUUGGAAAAAAAUAUUUUGGAUUAUUCUAACUUUGCAUAAAAUUGGCUGAAAGAAUCAUUAAUCUUUUUAAUGAAAGCCACUUACAUGUUAACUGCAUUUUCUUAUAGCAAACCAUUAUAUUCUGCAAUGUAAAUUCCAGGUAAAUGUUGCCACAGGGGCUUUUUUUUUAUAUUUUUCAAGCAGGAAUUCCGAAUAUGAUGUUUUGGGGUCCUAUUUAUAUCACUUGUCAGAUUCCUCCAGCAGAAUUUCUAGUGAGUGACACAGACUAUUUGGUACAGUCCUUGUGUUUACACGUGGAAUAACCUUUUCUUAAUGAACAGUAGAUGUUUUGAUUUUUUUUUUUUUUAAACAGCAUUUUUCUAACAAGUCUGUCAAGAGUAUUUUUUGUUGCUUUUGACCUUAAAUUGAAACACUGCAUUUUGCAGCUGUUGAAGCACUGAUGGGCUUUGCCAGCAGAAGCCUGUCAGCAGUUUGUUCCAGAAUCCAUCCUGUCCAGUCAACCAAAGUUUGUUUGAAUGCAGCCAAAUCAUAUUCUGUAUUUGUUGAUCCUAAAGAUUUAUCAGGUAAAACACGUUGUAAUCUUUGUCCAGCUGCUCAUGACACGUGGGUUUAAGUUACAGCUAGGGAAAAAUGGUGUAUUGACUGAAAUAUGUGUAAUGUGCUUUGGAAAUGAGGUUGUAAGAGCACAUAAUUUAUUGAUUGUAGGGAUGGAAGUAAGUAUAUAUAUGAUUUAUAGCAUGGGUUGAUCUCUUCAAAGGGGAAUAAAAUGCACUACCAGUAGAGGGAACUGAACUUUGAUGUUAGUUUGGGAAUUCUCAGUUGAGAUCUGUCUGAUCUGCUUGUGGUGUGUGGGUAAAUCAGGCUGCUUCAGAAAUGGUGCCAUUCUCCUCUCAGCCAUGAAAAUAUUUGGAAUAAGUAGCAGGUUUUUUUCCAAUCAGUGUUGUGUUUUUGUAACUUAGGUUACAAUUAAUCAUCAAAUCUGCACUAUUUUUUUGCUGCCAAUGAGAAGAAAGUCAAAGGUAUUGAAAAUGCUAAAAGGAUGGGAUGUAAGCAGCUGUUCCAUGUUUGCAGUGUAAGUCACAGGGAAGCAGCUCAUUCUCUGUCUGUUCUGUGGAGCCUGAACUAAAUUUUGCUCUGCCAAGUCUGACUGCCACAGUGAGUAAACUACUACUGGAUGUUGUGUGUUAGAAUAGUGGGCAAGGGACUACUUUUAUAGAAUUGUGGUGGGAAUCUGGUGAGCCAAAUCCACGUUGUUUGAUUAUUUUUUUUGUACAGCUGUUGCUGGCAGGUUUCUUCCAAGGGACUUGCUUCCCUUUCUGGGCUGGCUGCUGGAUGAGGCUACUUAAGGAUGCAAACAGAAAGCCAAGAGACUUGCUGUGACAGCCAGGUUUGAAACACAUCAGAGCCUUUUCUUUCCAUUUCAGUGGACUCCUGCACUCCUGUUGAAGGGCUGGUGCUUUUGCAUCCGUGCUGGGCUCCCCAGUUCAGGGCUUUCAGGUGCCUGUUACCAGGGAAGCUGCCCCUGGCUCCAGCCCUGCCCAAAUGCCCUGCUCAGCCCCUGCCAGGUCUGUGUGAGUGACUGCUGCAGGGGUUUUACAGACAGGUUCUUGUGACUGUUCACAGGAGAGACCCCAGUGUCAUAGAACUGAUAGAGGUGAUUUUCAAAAUUUUUUUUGUGUUUGCCCAGGCUGUGGCCACAGCCUCCCUGGUCAUGGAACAUGGCAAACAUAAAAUCUGGCUGGUGGAUUUAUUGAGUGCAUAGUUAUGGUCACCUUGCUGUCAUAAAAGCAUCUUUGGGGAGGGAGGAGAUGAGCUCUGCAGAACAGAGACCCAAGAUCAGCUGAUAAUUACAUUUAUUUUCACAGCAGCCUUAGCAGUACAUCUGUUUUUCUACUAAACAUUUUGGUAUGGCAUUGAGAAAUUUUUUUAACUGCCACAGAUAUUGUAAAUUUAACAUGUAAUAGGCAAAACUAAAAUCUGCAUUGAACUUUCCAUAGCUGGCAGAUGAGGAUGAAUCUACCAAGUAUUUUGAGUGCCUUUCUACCUUCAUAAAGACCGAGAGCUUUAACUGAAGCACCUCAUCACCCAGUCAGAUGUUUAUCUGAAUGUGGUAAAGGGUUGAUUCCUUUCCAAAAUUUUGUUUCAAGAACAUGUCAGCUACUUUCCCCUCAAAAAGGUGCUAAGCCUAAUAUUGCAUUUUAACCUUGGACUUUCACCCCAUGAUUAAUGUGAAUAUUUAUUUCAAUGUGUCCCUCUUACUGGGUUUUACUUUAUCCAGUCUUUAGUUGUUUUAGAGAGAUGUCAUAUCAUGGUUUUAUGCUGUUGCUUUUCAUUAUGAAUGUUUAAUUAUGAACAGUGACUUUUGUAGAUUUCAAAUAUACAGUUCACAGUUGAGUUUCAGAGGAUUUAAUUUCUCGGUGUAAAGAGUUUUGUAAUGGUGCUUUGUACAGUAUGUAUUCUAAUUUUUUUUUUUUUUGCACAUAGGUUCAGUUUCCCUAAACUGAUUUAUUUGUACCAAAUUUUUGUGUUGUACUAAAGUCCAGAGCACACAAGCUGUUUUGAAAUUCCUGUUCAACAACACUACAUCUGUACUGAACUCCAGGUGUGUUUAAAAGGCUGCAUUGAUGGAAGUUCAAGCUUUGCUCCUGUCCCAGCACCAUCCUCCAGCUCGAUGUAGCAUCUUUUUAAACAGCACCACACAGUUAACAGGUGCCAUUUGUUGUACUUUACACUAUGUAGUAGGUUCCUGGCUCUACACAUCCUCAGAGCUUUGUCUGUAGUUGUAAUUAGUUUAUACAAGUGUAAUUACUCUUCCACAAACUGACAGUUCUUAGUUUAUCAUUUCCAUUGUAUUUAUUACAGAGUGUUUUAGCAUUGGUAUCAUUGUAUUUUCACCCAGCUGUUACAUGAGCUUUAACAACAACAAAAAAAAAUCUGUAUAAAAUGGUUUUUAAGUACUUAAUGUAUGUACCCAUGCAGAAGUUGAGCAAUAAAUUGUAUGCUGUUUGCACUGUCACAGCAUCAAUGGUUUUAAAA